AUGGAUGGGAUUAUUUCAGAUUCCCAGAAUGCCUUUGUUGGAGGUAGGCAAAUUCUUGAUUUAGUUCUUAUCGCCGAUGAAUGUGUGGAUUCAAGGUUGCGUAAUGGUGUUCCUGGAGUUCUGUCCGGCUUUUUUGGGUGCUCUCAGGGUAUAAGACAAGGUGAUCCAUUGUCAUCUUUUCUUUUUCUUAUUGUUAUGGAGGGCUUAAGCAGACUUAUGUGCCGAGCAGAGAAUCUUGGUCUCAUCAAGGGAUUUCGGGUGGGAAGAGAUAUUACAAAUCAGGUGGAGAUUUCUCAUUUGUUAUUUGCAUAUGACACUCUGGCUUUUUGUGAUGCAAAUGUGUCUCAACUUAGAUAUUUGAGAUGCAUUCUGGCUUGCUUUCAGGCAGUUUUCGAGCUAAAGGUUAACGUGGCCAAGAGUGUGCUUGUUCCAGUCGGGAAUGUACAGGACAUCUCUUCUCUAGCUGCGGUUCUUGGGUGUAGGGUGAGUUCCUUUUCUAUCCCUUAUUUGGGAUUGCCCCUAGGGGUUUCUCCCAGAUUAGUGGGGAGUUGGGAUUCUGUGAUUGAUAGAUUGACUACACGUCCGGUUUCUAUUGCGGGAGGAGUUGGGGCUUGGAAAUCCAUUCGGAAAGGAUGGGAUGCAUUUUCUCCUCAUGUUAGAUUCAGUGUUCGUGAUGGCAGUCGCGUUCGUUUUUGGGAAGAUCUUUGGUGUGGAAAUCAGCCUUUAUGUCGUACUUUCCCCAGAUUAUUUAGUAUUGCAGUUGAUAAACAUGCCACCGUAGCUAACUGUUAUCAGCUUGAUAAUAGUGGAAUUACGUGGAAUGUUCUUUUUCGGCGUUCUUUUCAGGAUUGGGAGCUAGAAGAUGUGAGCAUUUUUUUGGAUCAAUUGUACUGGCAGGAAGGACUUGGCAGGGGUUAUGACGAUUUGACUUGGAUUCCCUCUUCUCGCGGUCAUUUUGAAGUAAGGUCUUUGUUCUUAUGCUUGUCUAAUUUUGCACCCUAUGAUCUUCCAUGGAAGACUAUAUGGCGCUCUAUGGCUCCCACUAGGGUGGCUUUUUUUGUAUGGACCGCCGUUUGGCGUAAGAUUUUGACGAUCGAUAAUUUGAGAAAAAGGGGAAACUAUUUUGUUAAUUGGUGUUGCAUAUGUAAACAAAAUAGGGAGUUAGUCGAUCAUCUCCUAAUGCAUUGUUCUGUAGCGCACGACUGCUGGAAUCUUAUUCUUGGGCUUUUUGGCAUGUAUUGGGUAAUGUCACAUUCUACUAAGGAGCUGAUUCAUGCUUAG
Cornus florida is the source of this 1281-nucleotide messenger RNA. RefSeq lists its product as uncharacterized. NCBI's taxonomy places the organism in Eukaryota, Viridiplantae, Streptophyta, Magnoliopsida, Cornales, Cornaceae. The record is from RefSeq and is a predicted model, not a curated record. Bases 1 to 1281 code for a protein of 426 amino acids. The transcript has 3 exons.